UCAUACCAAAGCUCAUGGUUUUUUUUUUCUUUUUCUCUCUUUCUUUCAAUAUUUUCUUCGAUGAUAAGUUAACGAUGUCGAUGAAUGAUUACGACAGCAAAAUGUUAUCCAAAAAAGUGGAUGCGUUUUUAAAUUUCUUUUUAUAAAAAACAAUGAUCAGAGUUAAUAAUUUUGGUUUUGGCGUUUCGAUGCGAACUUUCCAACUCCCAUCAUCUCCACGUUCUCUACUAUGCUAUUUAUUUAAUCUUUGUUUUUUUCCUUUUUAAUAAAUUCUCUGAUAAUCUGAUCGUCUUUUACUAGGUAAAGAAUAGAUAAGACUGGUGGUUGAGUUUUUGCCUUCUUCUCCAAUCGUUACAGAUUGUUGGGGACAAUUCUCUCCGUAGCAGUACUGUUAUUAAGAACAGAUCUUUGUUAAAUGGGGUCGGAAGGGCCUCCAUCGGUUACGAUUCAUGUAACAGGGUUUAAGAAGUUCCAUGGAGUUUCUGAUAAUCCAACUGAGACGAUAGUGAACAAUCUCAAGAAGUAUAUGGAGAAGAAUGGUUUGCCAGAAGGUCUAACUCUUGGGAGUUGCAGCAUUCUUGAGACUGCGGGGCAGGGAGCUCUCGACUUGCUACAUAAGACGUUGCAAUCUGCUGUAGAGGGGAAGGGUUCUGAACCUACCAAUUCUAGAAGAAUCAUCUGGCUUCACUUGGGAGUGAAUAGUGGUGCUUCAAGAUUUGCUAUCGAACGCCAAGCCUUUAAUGAAGCCACUUUUCGUUGUCCUGAUGAAAUGGGAUGGAAGCCUCAGAAAGUGCCAAUUGUACCGGAGGACGGUGAAGUAUCACGUACACGAGAGACCUCUCUUCCAGUGGAGGAAAUAACCAAGACAUUGGCAAAGAAGGGAUACGAAGUAAUGACGUCGGAUGAUGCUGGUCGGUUCGUGUGCAAUUAUGUCUACUACCAUUCCCUCCGCCAAGCAGAAGAGAACGGCAUCAAAUCACUAUUUGUUCAUGUUCCUCUCUUCUUAACUAUAGAUGAAGAGACCCAGAUGCAAUUUAUUGCUUCCUUGUUAGAAGUUCUUGCAUCUUCAAGUUAUUAGGUUACCAAUGUAUAGGAGGAUGUAUUGGGGUGAUGCUUGUUUGUCAAGAUGCUUGAAUAAAAGAAAUAAUAAUAUGCUUUAAGGGCUAAUGUAUGUAUUUCAAAAA
Messenger RNA from Cucumis melo (muskmelon), 1184 nucleotides. RefSeq lists its product as uncharacterized. Gene Ontology annotation, molecular function: pyroglutamyl-peptidase activity. The transcript is spliced from 5 exons. Gene Ontology annotation, cellular component: cytosol. The record is from RefSeq and is a predicted model, not a curated record. Gene Ontology annotation, biological process: proteolysis. Lineage: Eukaryota; Viridiplantae; Streptophyta; Magnoliopsida; Cucurbitales; Cucurbitaceae. Bases 416 to 1078 code for a protein of 220 amino acids.